GACCCGCUCCCGGAGCCGGAGCCGGAGCCGGAGCCGGAGCCGGACGAGCGGCGCGGCCAUGGAGGCGCCCUCGGUGCCGGCCGCCUCCACGUCGGGCGCGGCGGGGCGCAGGCCCAUCAAGGGCAUCCUGAAGAAGGGCGGCGGCGCGCUGUCGGCGGGGGGCGCGGCCCCCGGGGCGCGGCGGGCCAGCCCGGCCCGCGACGAGGACGAGCACGGUAAAAAAUCCCAGAAGUGGGAUGAAAUGAACAUCAUCGCUACGUACCAUCCAGCAGGCAAAGAUUAUGGUUUGAUGAAAAUAGAUGAGCCAAGUACUCCUUAUCACAGCAUGGUAGGAGAAGAUGAUGAGGAUGCAGUGAGUGAUUCAGAAUCAAAUGAGCCCUUAAAAGCAGAUGUGUUGACUAAAAAACUAGCAGCUGCAGCUGAAGGUAAGGGACCUAAGAUCCUAGCAAAGCAGGAGGAAAGCAGUGAGGAGGAGGAUGAUGAUGAUGAAGAAUUAACACCUGAAGAACGAGAAAAGAAGAAACAGUUUGAAAUGAAGAGAAAGAUGCACUACAAUGAAGGGCGAAAUAUCAAACUGGCAAGACAGCUUAUUGCAAAAGAACUACAUAGUGAAGAUGAUGAGGAUGAAGAUGAAGAGAUGCAUGAUGCUGCAGAUGUAGAAACAAUGAACACGGAAGCAACUGAACAUGACUGAGAUUUCUUGCUGAUUGAAAUGAAGAUGGCCAGUCCAGUCAGUAAUGCACAUACUACUAGUGACCAGCUGGGAAGUAGAGCGCACAGCAUAGAAGAAAUCUGUCCAGAACUGUAACUGCUUGUCAAAGACAAAUACAAACACUGCUUCAUGAUCUUUUGCAAUUAUGGCUCGUAAAUAUCAAGAAGCAUAUCAGUUACAAUGUUGUAUUGCCAAGAAUGUUAAUUUUAGACUUGUUCAUUAGGCAGAAAAAACUGUCUAAUUGAUUUAUUCUUGUGCCUAGUAUUUCAUGGAGAAUACUGCUUUAUCAUCUGUUCAACCAGAAUGGCAUUCCCUGUAUGUAUAACGCUGAUUAUCUUGCGUAAUGUACUGUUGCUCUUCAUGCUUUGAAACACAAGACAGUAUCUUUGUUUUUUUCACUAUUUAUUUGACAAUGUUCUAGGUGUGGUAUCUCCUAUGAAAGGGUUUGGAAUUCAAGAGCCAAAUGGUACAGCAUACAUUGGAUUGACAUAUUUAUCAGAUGUGUUAAGCAGUUUAAAAAGGGAUUAUUUAAGUUUUACAACUUUUUUUGUAGAAUUUUGACUGGUUAAUCUAGAUUUCAGUAUGUUAUUACCUGUAUUUUCCCAGUCUCUAGAAGAAGAGCUGUAUUAUUUUUAAGAGCUGUGUUUGGAAUCAAUUACUAGUUUCUGACUAAGGCAGUACUAACUUCUGGUGGAAGGAUGUUUUUACACUGGAAAUGCGCUAACUUGAACUUUGUGUUUAACUGUCAUCUAUCUCUUCCAUUGGGACUUGAUUUUUUGGAGCUCUCUUGGUUUAUCUUGAGAACAUGGAAGUUCCCUCCAACUUAUCUUUUUAAAACCACAUCAACUGUCACUCUUCUUGCUCUUGUCCUAAACUUCUGGACUUUUCCAGUUGCAUGAAAAGUAAAUACUUACCUGAAGUAAACCACCUAUUUAGGAGGAAAUCCACAUCAGGACUGUGGAGACAGGAGGGAUUUAAGCUCUGUCUGCUCUUUAUAUAAAAUAUAACUGCUGAUGAUCUUAUACCUUCUUGGUGUUUGUACCCUCUAUACUGAAUACCACUGGUCUAAAUCUUUCUGAAUCCAUUGUAACUUGCAGCAGCUGCUUUUGCAAACAAAGUUUGUUUGGAAGGAUAGAAGACUGCCUAAUUCAAAUGCUGUUUACAAUAUAGUUGGAUAGCUCCUGUAAAGAGGGAUUUUUGAACCUCCAAAUUACUGUAAAAACUUCCCACUCAAUGGAUUUUGACUGGUGAAUGUUAUAGUAUUCAAAAUAGUUCUUGGUUUUUAUUACACAAAUGAAGUAUACACUUAAGCUUUAGCUUGUUUAUGGAAUACAUUGUUUAUCUUAAUUUUGAUCCGAAUUUGAUAUGUUGCAAAAAUCCAUAUAAUUAUAUGGAACUAUUUUAAAAUGUCUUUUUGUCCACUGUAUAUGUGAAGUUUGAAUAAAGGAAUGAAAGUUA
Molecule: messenger RNA, 2170 nt
Organism: Rhea pennata
Lineage: Eukaryota; Metazoa; Chordata; Aves; Rheiformes; Rheidae
Gene: PPP1R2
Product: protein phosphatase 1 regulatory inhibitor subunit 2
Exons: 7
Coding region: 59-694 (211 amino acids)
Biological process (GO): regulation of signal transduction
Molecular function (GO): protein phosphatase inhibitor activity
Source: RefSeq, a predicted model, not a curated record